This is a messenger RNA of Cercospora beticola, 2320 nucleotides long. RefSeq lists its product as uncharacterized. The record is from RefSeq and is a predicted model, not a curated record. Gene Ontology annotation, molecular function: pyridoxal phosphate binding; carboxy-lyase activity. Gene Ontology annotation, biological process: amino acid metabolic process. Gene Ontology annotation, cellular component: cytoplasm. Lineage: Eukaryota; Fungi; Ascomycota; Dothideomycetes; Mycosphaerellales; Mycosphaerellaceae.
CCGGAAGCGGAAUUGUUCCACGUUUCCGACCGAAAUCUCAGUGUCGACACAUCAAAAGCCCACAACUUGACAGUUUUCGGCGCUGACAACAAACGCUUCUGAUCACAACGACGUGCUGGUACUUGCAACUGUAAAUCAACAUGACGAACGCGUCUGGAACAGAUGCCGCUGCCGGCGCAAAUGGCCAAAGCAAACUCGAUAACCGCACAGUUCCGCCAUUGGGCAUGACGGGCAAGCAGUUUCUGGAAGCGGCAACAUCUUCACUCAACGAGAUUGAGCAGUACUAUUCCGAUAUCGCGGAGAGACCUGUACUGCCUUCGAUUGAGCCAGGUUAUCUUCCCAAGUUGCUGCCAGAUACAGCUCCCGAAGUCGGCGAGCAAUGGACCGAUAUCCAACAAGACAUCGAACGAACGAUUAUGCCAGGCAUCACGCAUUGGCAGCAUCCCAAAUUCAUGGCCUAUUUCUCAGCUAGCUCGACAUAUCCGGGAAUGUUGGGUGAGAUGUGGAGUGCUGCUCUGACCGCACCCGCUUUCAACUGGAUCUGCUCACCUGCAAUCACAGAAUUGGAAACUGUGGUGUUAGACUGGAUGGCCAAAAUCAUUGCUCUGCCACAAGAGUUCCUCUCAAAAGGCCAAGGUGGUGGUGUAAUCCAGGGUUCUGCUUCGGAAGCGAUCGUCACUGUCAUGGUCGCUGCAAGAGAGCGAUGGGUGCGAAGACAAAUCGAGAGGGAAGGUCUCACAGAUGCAGAAGACAUCGAGGAUCGUUCAUGCGAGUUGCGAGGCAAACUCGUUGCGCUGGCCUCUGACCAAGCUCACUCUUCCUCUCAGAAAGCAGCGACUAUCGCCGGGACGCGUUUCCGAAGCAUCAGAACACGACACGGAGAGGCUUAUGCCCUCAAAGGUCAAGAUUUGCGCAAGAAGGUUGAAGAGCUCCAAGCGAAGGGUCUCCACCCAUACUACCUGACUGUGUCAAUUGGUGCAACAGGUGUUUGCGCUGUCGAUGACUUCGAAUCGAUUGCUGAAGUAGCUCGCGACUAUCCUGAUAUCUGGAUCCACUGCGAUGCUGCCUACGCAGGAGCAGCUCUUGUGCUGCCAGAGUACCAACACCUUUCCAAACAGAUGUCUAUGGUUGAUUCCUUCAACUUCAACAUGCACAAAUGGCUUCUCACAAACUUCGACGCGUCAUGUCUAUACGUUCAGAAACGCAGAGACCUCACGGACGCUCUCAGCAUUACGCCCUCGUACCUGAAGAACGAGUACACCGAAAGCGGCCUUGUGACCGAUUAUCGUGACUGGCAGAUUCCUCUGGGUCGCCGCUUCCGCUCUCUCAAGAUCUGGUUCGUGCUCCGAACAUGGGGCGUCAAAGGUCUACAAGAACAUAUCAGACAUCACAUCAACCUCGGAAACCUGUUCGCGGACCUGGUGCGUUCGCGGCCUGAUCUCUUCAGCAUUCUUGCUCCACCUGCUUUCGCCUUGACUGUGAUCACCAUCAAUCCUCAAAUGUGGCAAAACCUCAAACUUUCGCAGUCAGCGAACGGAGCGGAUCCGCGACCGGAACAGGAUUCAGUGGACACCAAAAUUGCAGUAGAUUCAAAAGCGGACGUGGACGAUCCCACGUUGAGAGCUGCAAAUGAUGUGACGAAGGAAGUGUUCGAGUUGAUCGAUGCGAGGAAAGAAUGGUUCCUGACUUCGACGAUGGUCGGUGGAGUCUAUGCGAUCCGAAUUGUGUCGGCGAAUCCUUUGGCAGAGGAGAAAUAUGUCAGACAGGUGUUUGAGGAAUUGGUGCGAACCACUGAAGAAGUCAUGUCGAAGCAUUUGGAAGGCGGAGCUUGAGCAGCAAACAGUAGACCGGGAACAUUGCAAACGUUACAAAGCUGGCACGACAAUUUCGGUAUCGUGGACCUGCUCCGUUUGCGAGGCCAGGGACUUCCACCAGAAGUGCGGCGAGGAUACCAAGCGAUUCUCAUCUGGCCGAACACCGUAUGCAUCUGUUACGCGUACAUGGAUGUGAUUCCGGAGCCAUUGCAGCAACUGGAUCAGAAAUUCUGUCAGCAUACCAUCCAGCGAUGUAGCCAUGAGCUGUUCCGGUGCACGCCACGAUCACAGCACUUUGAGGUUGUACGAAAUCACGAAGAUAAGCGAAAGGUUGCUCCUUCGCUACAUUGAAAGAGACAUGUGGGCGACAAGCGAGCACACAAGAAGUCGGCAGGUCGACUUCACACGACAUCAAAGAAUUUCCUUACUUCUGUAGAUAUGUAUAUGUAUCCAGCUAACACGAGUUUCUGGGCUGGAGAAGCGAUUCGAUACAUACGUACACGGCC